AAAAUUGUUAAAUUAUUGAUUACUUCAGUGAUAAUAUUGAUAUCGAUGUCUGACAUCAUAAGCUGUAGUUCAGUGUGUGAAUCGGUGGCACCCAAUGGCAUAUACCGGGGCUCACGUAUGUACAGACACUGGUAUAUGAUAAGUGGUAAAAGUGAUAAAAACUGGUACUUUACUGAGAAAUUGGUGUUAUAUACCCGAGUAAAUACCACUACAACACAUCAGUGGAAACUGAUUAUUAAUGAAACCACUAUAUCGGUGAAUGAAUCGACAUUCAAAUCGCUGGACACACCGAUUAUCAAUAGAUUUGAUGGUAUAUUUAGGUUUCGAGUAAUACUCUCAUUAGUGGAAGAUCACGAAUGCAGCUAUAAUUGUUACACCACUUUUACGGAUCCUAAUGAUAAUGACAGUAAAUUAAUAAUCAAUUGUCAACUUCCACACCAUCAUCCAGAAUAUCAAAAUACAUUUGACUUUCAAUAUCCGCCAAACGCUAUCAUAUUUAGUCCACGAGUUGUCAAAUGGACUCAAGAAUUGGAUCUAACAUAUCAUAUGGUUUAUGAUAAGCGUAACAACAAAUGUGUGAAAUUGUUUCACUACAAUGAUAUCCGACUAUCGGAAAUGGGAUGCAAUGAUUGUAAAGAACUACAGUGUAAACGACCGAUAUUUUUGGAUCAACUCAACCAACAAUUACAUCAAAGUCUCGAAAGUAUUGUCGACUACGGAAACAACUCUUAUAUACUAUUAUUUGUGAUCAAUGGUCGACCACUAUAUUGUUGGCAAUUACAAGACCAGCAGCUAAAUGAAACCUGCAAAUCAAGCAAAACAAUGUUAAAGUUUUUGCCAAAUUGUUUCAACAAUACCGACAUCAUAACCAAAGACGAAAUCGACAUUACAAUGUAUGUAAUAAUACUAAUUGUUUUGGUGAUCAUUGCUGUCAUUUUCGCUGUCAUCGACAUAGUAUUGAUCGGUAAAAGAUAUCGACAACAACAGUGUAUUAUUGGACGACAGCAAUGGAGUACAGAGGAACAGACUAUCACAACAAAAAUGAUAAUAUUGAUAUCGAUGUCUGACAACAUAAGUUGCAAUUCAUUGUGUGAAUCGGUGGCACCCAAUAGCAUAUACCGGGGCUCACGUAUGUACAGACACUGGUGGACUGUAAAGACAGAUAAACAGUGGCACUUGGAUAAGUUGAUGUUAUAUACAAGAGUUGGUAGCACUACCACACAUGAGUGGCAACUAAUCAGUAAUAAGACCAGUAUAUCGGUGAAUGAAUCGACAUUCAAAUCGCUGGACAAACCGAUUAUCAAUAGAUUUAGUGCUAUAUUUAAGCUUCCAUUUCCGGUAGAAAUGGAAAACACCUACAAUUGUUACACCACUUUUACGGUCAAUUUUGAUCCAAAUAGUAGUGGCAGUAAAUUAAUAACCAACUGUCAGCUCUCAUACAAGUAUGAAAAUUAUAGAAAUACAUUUGACAUUCAAUAUCCGACAAACGCUAUCAUAUUUAGUCCACGAGUUGUCAAAUGGACUAAAGAAUUGGAUCUAACAUAUCAUAUGAUUUAUGAUAAGCAUAACAACAUAUGUGUGAAAUUGUUUCAAAUAGAAAUGAUUUACUCUGAGAUAAAACUUUGGGAAAAGAAAUGCAAUGAUUGUAAAGAACCAAAGUGUAAACAACCGAUAUUUUUGGAUCAACUCAACCAACAAUUACAUCAAAGUCUCGAAAGUAUUGUCGACUACGGAUCCGAGACCACCUGCUAA
Molecule: messenger RNA, 1752 nt
Organism: Oppia nitens
Lineage: Eukaryota; Metazoa; Arthropoda; Arachnida; Sarcoptiformes; Oppiidae
Exons: 6
Coding region: 46-1752 (568 amino acids)
Source: RefSeq, a predicted model, not a curated record